Capsella rubella is the source of this 1826-nucleotide messenger RNA. RefSeq names its product probable eukaryotic translation initiation factor 5-2. Gene Ontology annotation, cellular component: cytosol. The transcript has 2 exons. Gene Ontology annotation, molecular function: GDP-dissociation inhibitor activity; translation initiation factor activity; eukaryotic initiation factor eIF2 binding. Bases 338 to 1630 code for a protein of 430 amino acids. The record is from RefSeq and is a predicted model, not a curated record. NCBI's taxonomy places the organism in Eukaryota, Viridiplantae, Streptophyta, Magnoliopsida, Brassicales, Brassicaceae. Gene Ontology annotation, biological process: formation of translation preinitiation complex; formation of cytoplasmic translation initiation complex; translational initiation.
CUCUUAUUUAAACCAAACGCCUCUCUCUUAAGAAAUCUCCAAAUCCUUUUUUUGUCAAUCACUUUUGAUUCAUCGUCUUCUUCGAUUCUAAGAGGUGUUUUUUGUUUACAGGACCUGCGAGUGGGGAACCAAAGAAUCGAAUUUUGAAGCUUUCUUUUAUGUCUGACAAGAUAUCUCCGUUUUGUUGUCGAUCUGGUUGCUUGGAAAACACUGUCCUACAUCCAGAAUUAAGGACUACUAGUUCUUCCAUCACUUUAGUCUCUCGCAUCUUUAAACCGGAGACCCCUCCCCUCUCUGACCAGUUUUUCAGCUAAAAAGAAAAGACAAACUUUCCAAGAUGGCGCUGCAGAACAUUGGUGCUUCCAACGCUAACGAUGCCUUCUACAGGUACAAGAUGCCUAAGAUGGUUACCAAGACUGAAGGCAAAGGUAAUGGCAUCAAGACCAACAUUAUCAACAAUGUCGAGAUUGCCAAGGCCUUGGCCAGACCUGCUUCUUACACCACCAAGUACUUUGGCUGUGAGCUUGGAGCCCAGUCCAAAUUUGACGAGAAGACUGGGACAUCCCUUGUUAAUGGAGCACACAACACGUCCAAGCUUGCUGCUCUUCUCGAGAAUUUCAUUAAGAAGUAUGUCCAGUGCUAUGGAUGUGGAAACCCUGAGACCGAGAUCAUUAUCACAAAGACGCAGAUGGUCAAUCUCAAGUGUGCUGCUUGCGGGUUUAUCUCUGCCGUUGACAUGAGGGACAAGUUGACUAAUUUCAUCCUCAAGAACCCACCAGAGCAGAAGAAGGGAGCUAAGGACAAGAAAGCAAUGAGGAAAGCUGAGAAGGAGAGGCUUAAAGAAGGCGAGGCAGCUGACGAGGAGCAGAGAAGACUGAAGAAAGAGGCUAAGAAGAAGGCACUUUCUAACGGGAAGGAUGCUUCUUCUAAGGCGUCCAAGAACCAUUCCUCUGAUGAGGAUAUAAGCCCCAAGCAUGAAGAGAAUGUGCAGGAGGUGGAUGAGGAUGAAGACGAUGAUGAUGGUGUCCAGUGGCAAACCGAUACUUCCCGAGAAGCUGCUGAGAAAAGAAUGAAAGAACAGUUGAGUGCUGCAACUGCUGAAUUGGUGAUGCUUACUGCUUUAGAGGCAGAAGAGAAGAAGGAGGCUGAGAAUCCUCAGCAAGAGGAGAAGAAUCUUGUGCAGGAGAUGAAAGAGUAUCUUAAGAAAGGGUCACCAAUAAGUGAGCUCAAAAGUUUCAUCUCCUCUCUCUCUGAUCCUCCACAGGAUGUCAUGGACGCACUCUUCAAUGCUCUCUUUGAAGGCGUGGGCAAGGGAUUCGCCAAAGAAGUGGCAAAGAAGAAGAAUUACAUAGCGGCUGCAGCAACAAUCCAAGAGGAUGGAUCACAGAUGCAUCUUCUCAGUUCAAUCGGGACAUUCUGUGGAAAGAAAGGGAACGAAGAAGCGGUGAAAGAAGUGGCUCUGGUUCUAAAAGCAUUGUACGACCAAGACAUCAUUGAAGAAGAGUUUGUGUUGGAAUGGUACAACAAGGGUCUGACAGGAGUCGAGAAAAGUUCGCCGGUUUGGAAGAAUGUUAAGCCUUUUGUGGAGUGGCUCCAGAGCGCUGAGUCCGAGUCCGAGGAGGAGGAUUGAGACAUUAUUUUUCUUUUCCCCUUGACUGUGUUCUUUUUUUUUUUUUUUUUUUUUCUGGUUGUUGCGGGAUUUCUCAUAAAUUAUUCGUCGUCAGUUAUUUUAUCAGACUUCUCUUUUUUGGGCAUAUCUUGUUUUUAUUACAAUCUAUAUAUCUCUGCGGACUUAUUGGGUGAUAUAUAAAUAUAUGUUUGCGAUU